AUGUCUGUAACGAAACAUUUGCCAAUACAGCCAUAUCCGGGUAUUCACAGCGCAGUUGGAAGCGAUGCGCACGAUCACGCAGGCAGCGGAAAUGCGACUGCGAAGGAGUGUUCCAAGGGGCUCAAGAUAAGGACGUCGAGACACUGGGUGCUGCCACCUAGACCCAAGCCGGGGCGCAAGCCCAACCAUUCGCAUGAUAGUUCAAAAAAGAAGAAGCAGGCCCAAAGCCAGACCCAAAGCCAGGUGCGAACGCAGGCCCAGACGCCCGUGCCGGAACCAGUGCAGGCGGAAAAGUCGAACAAAGGUCUUCUCAAGAAAGAAAUCAUCUCGAUCAAGUUGGAGAACAACAAGUUGAAAGUGGAGCUGGGCCAGCUGGUCGACAAUCUGCAGGAUCUGAAGCAGAAGUAUAAUCUAGCGAGGCAAAAAAGCCACGACAACGAUCUGAUAAAGGAGAAGGCGAAGCAGAAGCCCAAAGACAAGGCGAGACCGAAAAAAACGACAAACACGAGCAUGAGCGCUAGUGCUGGCACGAAAGCUAAUCCCAAGAAAAGAGAAUACCUUGACGAUUCGACGUUCGCAUUCUUGAAGUUUGAGGACGAAAGCGAUGAAAUGCGUACAGAAUCUGAAUCAGUGGGCUUAUCACCCAUUUUGAUCUCGAACGCAAAGAUGAACUGCACGUCGUCGAUUUCCAGCUGCAAGACAAUCCUAACUGAUGAUGAGGACAUUCUAACGGUGUCGUCAUCUACACCGAAUUCUCUAUUCUCAUCAGAUUUACAGCAUUCCUCUUCGAUUUCGUCCGCUUCUUCCAUCAAUGUGACUGCUGCAUCUACGACGAAUCAUCAAUUGAACAAUAGAGCUUCGCCAGGUAAAAAUACAGUUGCGGCAAGCAAUGAUCUAAGGUUUUUGGACAGCUAUGAACAAAUGCACUUUUAUGACAAAUACAUGUGUGCCGAGCCUGUCGCUCAGCCGGUGCUCGAAGCAGAACACCAGCAUCAGCAGCACCAACCACAACAGCAACAGCAAAGUUUACACUCCAUCAAGGAAGAAGACUCUGAUUUCCCAUUGAUGUCACUUGCAUCAAACGAUAACGAAAACGUUUUGAGUUUCUUACAACAAAACAAUGAUAGCGAAUUACCGUCCUUUACUUCAGAUCCAAGUAAGCCAUGCUACAAUGGCCUUUUUUUUAACUCAAAACCAAGUUACGAAACUGAUGAUUUAUUUCAAAAUAUAUCUGUACCUCAAGAUACUGAUGAUACUUUGAUGACAACAACAACUGCAACAACUGCAACGACUGCAACAACAAGCUUCUACGUUCCUCCCUCAUUAGAGGAAUUGAUGGAAGAACAAGAUGGUGGAACGAAAUUUUUCUCAAUGAUAAAUACUACCACUACCACGGCUACCACUAUUCCCGCUAAUGCUGAUGAUGAUGACGAUGCUUUAAAUUUACAUAAUUACGAUGACGAUUUUGAUAUGUUAAAAGUUGAGGUUUUUGACAUGGUUAACUAA
This is a messenger RNA of Zygotorulaspora mrakii, 1506 nucleotides long. It is a transcript of the gene HAP4, whose product is annotated as transcription factor HAP4. Gene Ontology annotation, cellular component: nucleus. Lineage: Eukaryota; Fungi; Ascomycota; Saccharomycetes; Saccharomycetales; Saccharomycetaceae. The transcript has a single exon. The record is from RefSeq and is a predicted model, not a curated record. The coding region runs from base 1 to 1506 and encodes 501 amino acids. Gene Ontology annotation, biological process: regulation of DNA-templated transcription.